AUGCGCCAAAUUGAGCGUCUUAGCAUUGCGGUUCUGCUGCUUUGCUCUAUUGUGUGGCUUGCGAAACGCUUCAACAAUCCGUCCUUGGAGGUUCACCAGUUGUCUCGUUGGCACAAUGGGAUCAAUUUGGGAUACACAACGCCCAUGCCAACACCCACCAUUUCUCAAAACACGUCAACCACUAGAAAAAAACGGCCAAGUAUCACCGACCUGACGCCCUCACGGCAUAAGGGAGCUGAGUCGCCUAACAAUGAGCACCCCAAGAUCAAGAUAACAGCAAUCGAUCGCGUUAUUGUUGUUGGAAAGACGAAAGAGGACGAUACGAACUGGGUAGCGAACGAGUUGUCCAGCUGGCAGCACGCAAUCUAUGCAGUGGAUGACCCCGAUGCACCCCUCCAUGUAGCCAAGAACAAAGGGAGAGAAGCCAACGUGUACCUGCAAUACAUAAUCGACAAUUAUGAUGACCUCCCCUCCACCAUCGUCUUCCUCCAUAGCCACCGCGACGGCUAUCCAAGAGCCUGGCAUACGGAAUUCUCCGACCACAGCAAUGUACGUACCGUCCGAAUGUUGCAGACAGAUUUCGUCCAGCGCAACGGUUACGCCAAUCUGCGCUGUAACCCCAAUCCGGGCUGUCCUGACGAGAUCCGCCCAUUUCGCGGAUUAAGCGACGAAAAGCACUUACCGGAGCAAGUGUUCCCUGAGGUUUGGAAGACGUUCUUCAACAAUACCAAUGUCCCAGAGGUCAUCGCGACCCCAUGCUGCGCGCAAUUUGCGGUGUCGAAAACGCAGGUGUUGCAGCGCCCAUUGAGCAGUUAUGUGCGGUAUCACAAAUGGCUUAUGGAGACCGAAUUACCAGACGACACCAGUGGACGGAUCAUGGAGUAUAUGUGGCAUAUAAUUUUCGGGCAGGAUCCCGUCUAG
Molecule: messenger RNA, 921 nt
Organism: Aspergillus pseudotamarii
Lineage: Eukaryota; Fungi; Ascomycota; Eurotiomycetes; Eurotiales; Aspergillaceae
Product: DUF3431 domain-containing protein
Exons: 2
Coding region: 1-921 (306 amino acids)
Source: RefSeq, a predicted model, not a curated record